Molecule: messenger RNA, 7944 nt
Organism: Mizuhopecten yessoensis (Yesso scallop)
Lineage: Eukaryota; Metazoa; Mollusca; Bivalvia; Pectinida; Pectinidae
Product: tetraspanin-18-like
Exons: 11
Coding region: 934-2193 (419 amino acids)
Cellular component (GO): membrane
Source: RefSeq, a predicted model, not a curated record
AAUACACUUAACGGUAUACUAUAUAAACGACAACGGUUGGACCGGAAGUACGAACUUUUCUCCGUUUAAAAAAAUGUUUUGUGAUUAUAUUUAGUAAAAAUAUUUGAUAAUACAACGGAUGUUCAAUAACUUACAGCGAUGGCAUUGGACAAACAACGGAUGGUGUAGCGAAUAGGGGCUGUGAAAGGAAGCGUUACGCGUCCCAACAAAGGGCACCCGGGAUACGCGGCAAGUCAACGGCCUUUAAUAACACUCCCCUAAAUAACGGAAUAUUCGAUUUCUUUGUUGUUGGGAUUUAAAAAUUGUUGCUGGGGAAUUUUUGGCCUUGUGUGACACUACACUACAAAAGGUCCCAUGUAUACGAAGGGUUUGUAAUGUCCUGUGAAACGGCACUAAAAAUCUGAACUUAAAAUUCACGUGAGCAUGUGCAGAGAUUUCUAAAUAUUCUCGUCGUUUGUUGUGAAUGAAGUCUACAAGUGCCUGAGUGGGGCUCCCAUCUAACACAUGUCCACAUGGAGUUGUCAUCUGAUACGUCAGCUCCCAGGGUUUCAGCUCCACAGGCAGAUUGCUCGACGAAGGCAAGAGAUUAAAAUUAAGAAGGUCACGUCUCGUGUUGGCUGCAGUGGUUGGAUAUCCGAUGAUAAAGUAGUAAGAGUGAGCUGAUCCCGUUAUAUACGUAGGAAGGCCGUGAGUGGUCAGAGGCUUUCCCUCACAGAUAAUACAAAUAUAUACUCUGGGAUUUACUUGUGGCGGUCAAGUGGUUAGCGCGUGUAUUGUGUGUUGAUUUAUUGUGAAAUUUCUGGUUAGUAUGACGACAUACGAUGUGUCGUAAUAGUUUACCCCGGAUUUUAUAGAUGUCCCAUACCGGAUAAGUCAGACAUGUAUCCGACAACGUUCCUGUGAGGACACCAUCUGUUCUACCAGACAAUUACUAUGGAACCUACAAAGAUGCCAGAAAUCAUUGAGGCUGAUUCCAGUGCUAGUAAUCAUAGACCCAUGGCCAACUGUAAUAAUUUCGAAGAAGUCAACUCCUUACCAAGGAAACCGGACACCCAAUGGGGUGAAAGCACCGCCUCUAAACAACCAAUGGACGAACCGCCUUACUACCGCGAACAACACCGAAACCGCUUCAAUGAUACGUCACGAAGUCUGAGACAUGCGCUCCACUCAGAAAUGGAAAUCAUGGGCAAUGGAGCACGCCCCCUGAGUCGAGGCACGUCUAAAAAAUCCUCGAACCAUUACCAUAACAACCACAGUCAUAGAGGGUACAUGGAGCAACAGAGGCAUCAGAAGAUCCGUCUGAAAAGGGAGCCGACCCGGAACUGUGUUUCCUACCUCACCGGAAUAUUACACUGCUACAACGUAUUCCUUCUGGUUCUAGGAUCCGGUGUCUUAGCUGUCGGAGUAUGGCUGCUUGUGAAGGACUACAACUCUCGCGAGAUUUCCGCGAUUGUGGGAUCUCGUCUUUUCGAGUAUCUAACCUAUGGUCUGACGGCAGGUGGCGGUGCCGUCGCCAUUCUUGCCUUCUGUGGCUGCUGCGGUACAAUGCGUCAGGAUAAAUUUGUCCUCGGAUUUUAUGGUACCGUUCUAACCCUUGUGAUAUUGAUGCUGUUUGCCGGAUUCGCGUUGGGGCUCACGUUCAGAUCGGAGUUAAAAGAAGAUCUUACUGAGCAUUUUAAGUCAUCAAUAAUCAAGCACUAUGGAGUUGACGUGGAACGAAAUUCAUUCAACCGUUUGGUAACAGACGCAUGGGACGCCAUGCAAAGAACGUUACAAUGCUGUGGAGCUGUUGGGGAUGAAGAUUCACUGUUCAGUUGGGCAAUAUAUAAACUCCAUAGCGACUGGUAUGCUGUGGAGAUGCGGGACAAACAAAACAAACCAUACGUCCCGGAAAGCUGCUGUGUGACUGGUAUGUCGAAGUUAGACUGCCAAGGACUGGGGAAGAUAAGACGAGGAUUCCCUGUGAAGGGCCCGGGUCAGAGCUACGUCGAGGAGGCUAACGAUGCCCUCAUGAAAAAGGGGUGUUACGACCGAGCUCUGGAUUACAUAGAAAACAACAGUAUGUACAUAACAAUAGUUGCUGGUGCUGUUCCACUUUUACUGAUCGUGGGAAUGAUAAUAUCGUUCUACCUGUGCUGUAAGGUCAGUAACGAGGACGAGGAUUCUGAGGACGGAGACGAGGUAGAGGUAUAACAUGUGUGGAUGAAAACGCAAAGGAGAAAGAAAAGAAGCACAUUCCGUCCGUUGUGUUUAAAAACCGCUGCGUGUAGGGUGAACUGUGGUUGUGUAACGAACCUAAUUAUCUGCCCUUACUUCUGAUUCACAGAGGUCAACGUCAUCUAAGAUGAUCCCAUCUUGUAAACGGGUUUUAGGAUGUCUACUCUAUGGUCAAACGUACUUCCGGUUUUGUUUGGCAGUCAUUUGAUAAGGUACGAUCACGUGACAAGGUACCAAGAAGAGUGCAGUGUGUCUUCCUAGUCCCAUUGUAGAUAUAGGUUUAAUGAUUUUCUCACCAAAGUGGAAUCACCUCACUUGACACAUAAUGAAGAAGGGACCAGAGUGUUGUAGUGCAUACAGUACACACUCGUUGGCUUAACAUUCCCUAAAUUACACCGAACUAGUUCAAGCUAUGCAUUUAAAAAUAGCAACUGUGGGGAAAUAUUGCGAGCAUGCGCACGAGCAAAUGAGGACCGAUGCUCAGACAAUGUUACUGAUAAUUGCUAUCAAUUGUGCCUCACCACUUGGACAGGUGUGUCACAUGGACAGGUGUAACAUAACGCCUACCUGUCUACUGUGGAUAUCACUGCGUCACAUCGUCACUUCAUUACGUCACAUCUCAUUCAAAUUGUUGAAUGAAAAUGGGAGACAAUUGGGAGGGCCAAUUAUUGAAUAUCCUUUAUAACACCGAGGUUCCUUCACAGUUUUGUACAAAGAUGCCAGCACUAAGUGACGAACGGUGUUUGUGUACUCGAAUACUUGUGAUAUAAUAAUAUGUUCAUACCUACGCAAUCAAACCGGGCUAGUCCUGUUCUAUGUUUCUACAUAUGAGCGACAGUGUACAUGGUGCAGGUAAAUUCAUCAUCCAUUGCUGAAGGUUGAUCAUGAUGUACUCUGGUCACGGAAAUCUGAAACCGAGAGGCCGUCACUAGUUAUCAUCGUUGGGGAAUUAUACAGUGCCGUCUUCAACAUUACAAUGCCAACAAUGAAGUCUUCUGUGGACGAACAUGUCAGGAUUAUCUGCCCUUUAGUGCAAUGGAUAUCACUGAUUAUCUCCCUUCGUUCCAUUUCAAUGUGUAAUUAAAUGCGUGUAAACUUUUAAAAUGUUCAGCUGGAUGAAACGUUCUGAAGAAGGAUACUGUUUAUUAACUUAAGAAAGUACCUGUUGAAUUAGAACAUGCUGAUCCACACAGUCAAAAUGCAUAACAAACCAUUUAGCACCAAGAUACAAUUUCAUAUUUUCAUUAUUAUUUUAAAUAUUGUUUUUACUUCAUAUCAUGUUUUAAUUUUGAAGUAGUUCUAUUAUUUCCAUAACACUACCCAGUAAUAGUGACGGAGAGGUAUUUAUAAGAAGGAAGAUAAUCCAUUAUUUUUUACUUAUGGGGAGGUGAACACUGACUGUGAUAAUAAAAACUUGAAAUUUUUAAAGAUUUGUGGUAAUACCUUAUAGUAGUAAAUCGAAACUGCGUCAAUAACAAAUCAUGUUUAGCAAACAAUAAGGACAAAUUAUAGAAAAGUUGACACGACAUGGGGCCUCAUUAUCAUUUUAUACCAUUGACUUGAUCGACGUAUACUACGCCUAGUUAACACCCAUUGUUGUUAAUGACUACUUUGUUUGUUAUUUCUCUCUGUUAUGCAAUGUACAUUUGUUUUAAUAAUAAUUUUACGUUAUUAACUUGAUAUUAUAAUACCUUCCUUUAUCUAUCAUACAGUUCGUUUACAUACAAGUUACAGUUUUAUGUAAGUACUGACGAAGACACUUGUUUCUCCAUGUGUGAGCGAGAUAUACAGUACUUGUAAUGCUUGUACUUUUAUGUUUUAAGGUGUGGCUUGAGAAAAGAUACACCUUGGUGUGUAUUCGUAUACACUGGGGACAAUUGCACCCUUUGGAUGUCAAACUGGAGGUAUACGGAAAGUCUCGGGUUUUACCAUAAUUUUAAAACUCCAAGGAUGGAGUCUAGCAUCCAACACCGUACACUCACGUUAUUGUGUUAUGUAUUUUUCACUAUUAUAAGAUCUAAGUAUAUAUAUGAGGAUAUACCAUGUGUCUAUCCUGUUUGGAAAUAAAGCCCUAGCUUACAGACAGAGAAUAUCCGUAAUUCACCAAGAUAAGUUAUGAAAAAAAUCGAGAUGUAAAAUUCUUCGCAUAUUUUUUCACAAAAUGUCAUAAAAAUUACAUUUAAAUUUUCAUGAUAUGUUCAGUGAGAAAAUCCAAUUUGGGAAUACGAGUGAUAGUGUGGGUAGGACUAGAAUUUGAGUAUUUUAUUGUAAAAGUCGAUAUACCGUUAAAGGCUAACACUACACACGUCUGUAUCCACGCGGUACACAAGUCCCUACAGACCUUUAACAUAGAUUACACCAUAUACUAUCUUAGACAUGGAUAGAGACCAGUUGUCUUUGAAGAUAUUAUCAAUUAUUGACUAAAACUCACAAUAUAGGUUGUUACUAAUAUUUAUUCUCCACACUCACACGAAUUUUACAAUUGAUAUCCAUCGAUUCAUUACUUUUUAAAAAGUAUAGUCUGAAUAUAUAAAAUCCUCCUACAAGUCCGCCGUUACAUCGGCUAUUAUCACUGGUGUGGUGUAGGUGUACACGAUCAUUUCUUUGUAUCAAGUUUACUCCGCCAACCUUUUUUAUAUUUAGUUGUGGCUUUUUCUGGAAAAGUAAGGAUGGAAGGAAAAAUGAAUAUCAAAUUUGUAAUUUUACUUAUAUUUUAUUUUUUUAAAGUUUAUUUGAUGUCAGCAAAACAUUUCUGUCAUAUUCUUACGAAUUAUUUAAAACUUCUUGGGUUAAACUAUGAAAUCAAGUAAUAUGACAAUCUGAUAAUCAAAAAAAUAAUUGGAAAUGAUUAAAUCCUUCCAUUGUUUAUCGGUAACAAAAUCUAGAUUAAGACAGUUUGUUCAACUAAACAUUACUCGAGGUUGGCCUCAUUUACGUUUACAAUCAAAUCAUUAAUAAUCGUCUCAUGUGUCUUUACGAUAACAAGUAUUACGUUUUUUACUAAUUCACCAUUUCAGUUUUUCUUUUUAUUGUCUCAGCAUUAUUUUUAUUCACUUAAAUGAACAAUCUAACUCUGUUUUUACGAGUUUUUUAUUACUCACUUAUAUCAAAGUCAGUUCUGGUCCCGGAGUGGUUUAUUGCCAUUAUUGUUGUGUAUAUUGACUACUAAAUAGUUUUUUUUUAUCUCCGUUGUUUUAGAAAUAGUCAAAGCUUCUUCGACAUAGUGAAGAUUCACUCUUUGCUAUUUCAUGUUCGACAAAACGAGGAAUUAUUGUAUAUUUCUUUCUAUUCGAGAUAGCAAAAACUGACUACACUACUUUUUGUUCCACAAAACCAAGACUAUCUACCUUGAUAAAAAAAAGUUGUUCGAAUUAAUAAAAGCUGACUGUAUAUACUUUCCUGUUUUAGCAACUCUUCGACAUAACGAAGGCUGACUGUAUAUACUUUCCUGGUUUAGCAACUCUUCGACAUAACGAACGCUGACUGUAUAUACUUUCCUGGUUUAGCAACUCUUCGACAUAAUAAAGGUUGACUAUAGAAAUUAAUUAAUACUUACUUAAUCAGGUCCUGCACACUUUGGUUGUCACGCAAUAGUAUAUAACCUUCCGGUAAUUUUGAAUCGUGCUAUUUAUUCAUUAUCCUAAUGGAAUUUCGAAUAUUUGCAUGUAUACGAAGUAAAUUUUGAGAUUUGUAAGGAAGGAAUCAUUGUGUCGAAAUGUUAAAAUACAAAUUCCUGAUAAGCGUUCAGGAAUCUACCCGCCUCUAUGCCUGAGCAGUCAUGAUACAUCUGCGUGAUGACCUCACGCAACAGCCUGCACGUGCUCCUCAGCCAAGGUCAUGCAAUUCUUCCACCGGAACAACAUAUGUAGAUUCGGUUAUCGUGCAAAACCCUCAUUCUCGGAUAACGAUAGACUAAUAUGGUUUUUUAAAAGCAAACAAUGAAUGGUUCAUUCGGGACUGAUAUCAAACAAACUGAACGUUCUCUUUGAUGGAGAAGCGCAAUGAGAGAGCAGGUGUCGCUUCGACUGUAUCACAUGUACAUUAAAUCUGUUCAGUUACUGUAAGUUUCUGAAUAUUUGUUAACACUUAUUUUCGCAAUUAGUCACGACAUAUUCACCGUGAUGAGUUUAAUUUGUGAAACAAUAACAAUAUUUACAAUAUAAAUGUAUCCUCUGCAACAUAUUCGACUGUCUAAUUAGGUUAAGAACUACCGCAAACACACAUACGUUGGUUGUUAUUGUGCACCUAGAAAACAGUAGCAUUUGAACAUAAUUUAAGCAUGUCAAAAGGUUGUGUACUUUACACGUGACAUAAAAAGUUGUGCAUGUGCAAUUUACGCAUGGCAUACAAAAUCGUGGCUUGGAAAACUUUAUCGCUUGACAUACAAAGUUGUACAUUUUUCGCGUGACAUGCAUAGUUAUGACAAAACAAGUCUUCGGCAUUCUUUUGUGAAUUCGACGCAUACGUAUAUUAUAUAUAGGAUCUACACUUCAUUAAGUUGUGUUGAUCGUUGUAUAAACUAUACUGAUAUUUCCAAUGUUAAACUGUAUAGGUUACUAUGUGAUAGCUGAUAUAUUGAAAUUAAUAAACUGUUUUAUUUUAAUGAAUGAAAUAAUGAUUGAUUCUAAUUAAAUUUAGAUGUCUGAAUGAUAUCAAUAGGAUUUUUACAUUGUUAUCUAUAAAUGCUACUUCAAUGAUUUCAGUAUUUUACAUAAUAAUGGCAUUGUACAAGUGUCUGUCAGAAACAGUCCCAUUAAGUAUUCUAUUUUGAAGGGGAACGUAAAUCCAGUGUAUUUGCUUUAGAAAAGCUCUAACUGAAGUCUGUCUGUGAUCGAUUUGGGUGUUUCAGAAAGCAAAUGUAUUAUUACGAAACAUGGUUUAUAAUAGUUACAGCAUUUUCUGAUUUAUCUGAACGUUGAGAAAUGAAUUAGGAUUUUGGGAAAUUAAAUGUCUUCGUUUUUAAACCAUAUUUAUCGAUUUCGCGAAUAUUAUAUUGUAUAGAGUGUUUGUUUAAAUUUGCAUAAGUUCACAUAAAAUAAAGAACAAAAAUAAUAGGUCAUGCUAGUCAUAAAAUGAAAUAAGAAGGGAAGCUCGUGUUCGACAAGAGAUGACUGGAAGUGACGUUGUGAAAAGAUUGGAGCAAAUGCUAAAAUUUGUCACCCGUGUUCAGAAGAGAGUGAGAGAGAGAGAUGGAAAGAGAGACAAAGGUAGAAUGAGAUAGAAUGAGUUAAGUGUGUGACGUCAUCCAAAAACAAUCUAUCAUUGAAUGUUUGCGUGUGAGAAGAGAUAAUUUACGGAGUCUUAAUCAUACCAUGCAGGUUGCGUUGCGACCAGCAGAAACUUAAUUCUCUCGUGGGACCAAUUACUGUCAUGAUGUUACACAUGCGCACUUUACAAUUUGUAUCAUUUAUCAUCCCAUUAUCUUCUCAUCAUAAACACUAGAUAUACAGGUUUUUAUAGCAUGGUCGUUCGCCUACAACCAAUUCUGAUUUUGACAUUUUCUCGCCUAUGAGAUUUUAUAUACAACUUGUUGCAAUGUUUUAUUAUGUCAUGUUUUAUAUUGGGUUAUAAUUAAUAUCUUUUAAAAACAUACGUCAUUUUAUAUACAUGGUCUUGUUAUAACGUCACUCGCAAGGUUAUAAUAUAUGCUGAUUGUAAAUAUUGUAUAAAGUACAUGAAAUUAACUCAAAUUAUUUUAUUUAAUAAAACCAAUAUCUGGUACGAGUA